CACUUGCACCUCACAGACAACAGACAGAUGGAUUUCCUCGACCCGGUGUGUGUUUGAGGGAUGUUUUGUAAUCGGGGCGUGUUUAUGAGCACAAGGAAAAGCCAGCGUUCUGCUCUCCGGCACCUCCUCCUGUUCCUCUAAUCAUGAUUACACCGAAAUGCGAGAUCGUGUGCAGGAAAAAAUAAUGCGAGAUUUUAUUUUUCUAGGACACCGUAUUUGUGAUAACAUCUUCGGAUGAUUAUUCCUACUCCCAUACGGUUUCUACAUCAGAGGGCCAGAUUUUCACGUGGACAGAGGAUCGUCAGCGAGUCCUCAUCACUCCAUGUAAAACACCACUAUGUCUGCGAUUGAUCCUUAUCAGUACAUCAUUGUAGAGCAGCAGUACUCCCACAAAUUCAAAGUGAAAGUGCUGCGGGCAGAAAAUGUCACUAAAGGAGCUCUGGGUGACUUGUUGGACACCCCGGACCCCUAUGUGGAGCUUUUCAUUCCCACGGCUCCUGAGAGCAGGAAGAGGACACGGCACAUUGAUAAUGACAUCAACCCUGAGUGGAAUGAAAGCUUCGAGUUCAUUCUGGAUCCAAACCAGAACAAUGUUUUGGAGUUGACAUUAAUGGAUGCUAAUUAUGUGAUGGAUGAGACACUGGGUAUGACAUCAUAUUCCAUUUCCAACCUGAAAGUGGGACAAAAGGAAAUGUUACCAUUUGACAUAGGAAAAACCACCAAAGUGUUCUUAGAGCUCAGUCUGGAAAUCUGCUCUGCUAUUGACCUGCGGUUUAGUCUUGCCUUGUGUGACAAAGAGAAGUUGUACAGGCAACGGCGAAGAGAGCAAGCCAUGCUGGGUAUCAAGAAACUCCUGGACAUGGAGAAGCCUCGAUUCCUGCCCUCUAGACCCCAGGAGGUCCCUGUCAUAGCUGUGGUAGGAUCAGGUGGUGGGUUCAGGGCGAUGGUUGGCUUCUCAGGGGUCAUGAAGGCUCUGUACGAGUCAGGAGUUCUGGACUGCACAACAUACAUUGCUGGCCUGUCUGGCUCAACAUGGUAUAUGUCUACGUUGUACUCUCACCCAGAGUUCCCUAAGAAGGGCCCAGAGCAGAUUAAUCAGGAGCUAAUGAACAGUGUGAGCAGCAAUCCUCUCCGCCUGCUCCUGCCACAGCACAUCACCAACUAUGUCCAAGCUCUGUGGACCAAAAAAUCUAGUGGCCAACCCGUCACAUUUGCUGACAUCUUUGGCAUGCUUAUUGGAGAAACACUUAUUCCUGCUAGGAUGGACACUAAGUUGAGUGAGAUGCAGGAGAAAAUUAACGAAGCACAGUCUCCUUUGCCACUUUUUACAUGCCUGCAUGUCAAACCAGAUGUGUCUGAGCUCAUGUUUGCUGAUUGGGUGGAGUUCAGUCCUUAUGAGAUUGGCAUGGCUAAAUAUGGCACAUUCAUGUCCCCUGACCUCUUUGGCAGUAAAUUCUUCAUGGGAACUGUAGUUAAGAAAUAUGAGGAGAAUCCUCUGCACUUCCUAAUGGGGGUCUGGGGCAGUGCUUUCUCCAUACUUUUUAACAGAGUACUGGGGGUAAAGGACAACACUGGGGGAAGCACCAUGGAGGAGGAGCUGGAACAUUUAAAACCUGAGCAUAUUGUGGGAGAAGACAGCCUAGACACUGAUGAAGAGUCACGCAAAGUUGGCACGCAGAAUGACAAUCAGCAAGCACAGGCCAGCUGGAUGCAGCGCAUGGUCACCUCGCUGUUCAGUGACUCCGCCCUGUUUAACACGCGUGAGGGCAGAGCGGGAAAAGUGCACAACUUCAUGCUCGGUCUUAACUUGAACACUAGCAUCCCUUUCUCACCCUUCAGUGAUGUCCUGAACCAAAACAGUCCUGAGGAGGAGGUAGAUGCUGUAACAGACCCCAAUGAGUUUGACCGCAUCUAUGAGCCGCUCGACGUAAAGAGCAAGAAGAUCCAUGUGGUGGACAGUGGCUUGACUUUUAACCUGCCCUAUCCUUUGAUCCUGAGACCCCAGAGGGGAGUUGACCUAAUUAUCUCCUUUGACUUCUCGGCCCGACCAAGUGACACUAGUCCUCCGUUCAAGGAGCUUUUGUUGGCUGAGAAGUGGGCCCGCAUGAACAAGCUUCCAUUUCCCAGAAUUGAUCCCAAAGUGUUUGACCGGGAAGGAAUGAAAGAGUGCUAUGUCUUUAAGCCCAGUAAGGGUGACAAGAACUGUCCCACUGUCAUUCACUUUGUCCUGGUUAACCUAGACUUCAGAAAGUUCAAAGCCCCAGGAGUUCCUCGUGAGACUGAAGCGGACAAAGAGUUUGCUGACUAUGACAUCUUUGAUGACCCAGAAACACCAUACUCCACCUUUAACUUCCAAUAUUCCAACAAGGCCUUCACUCAGCUGCAUGACCUCAUGGAGUUCAACACACUUAACAACAUAGAGGUGAUCAAAGAGGCCAUUAAGGAGAGCAUCGUGUACAGGAAGGAGAACCCAUCUCGCUGCUCUGUGUCCCUUUCUCUCAAUGAAAUACAGAACAAAAAGUUUUUGAAGAGAAAUACCAAAGGGCUCAUGCGCAAAUGACAUGAUGGAUUAGAAACUGAUUCAGGGUCCACUUGUGCUUAGAGCUGAACUGGUCACAGAUGUGAAAUUCUCAUUUCAUUUCAUUGAUAGAAGACAUGUAAAGUCUGAUCCUCUCAAAAGGUUGGUCCUGGAAAGCUCAUAAUCUAUUCCAUACUUGCUUUUAUAGAAUGUGUGACAACUUGUAGAGAAGUUUAAUAUUUUAAUUCAGAUAGGUGAAUUUUUCUCUUCCUUAUCUCAUUUGCUCUUUGCUUAACCCCAAUUCUGCUGGUUCUAAAUUGCUAAAUUCAGAGUUGUCCCCCCCCCCCCAAAAAAAAAAAAAUCUGUUCUUCCUGUCUUCAUAGCUCACAUUCAUGCUUAUAAAUCAAGUAUUAAUGUUAACACACCUUUGCCAUGAAAUAACCCACAUGUGCACAUUUUAAAAUUUAUUGCGUAUCUAUCAAAAAAGUGUACCCAGUCAUGACCAGCCUUUCAGCACGAAGCUUCCACUGCAAAAACUGUUUGCUUUGGAGAAGACAUCGGAUCAACAAGGGCAAGAAAAGUUCAAAAGCAUAGCAUUUGCUGUUUUUGCAGUUACCACUGCCAGCCUCAUGCUUGUUUUUCAAUGACUAUGAAUAAUAUCUGACUAUUCAUAUUAUGGUCAUGAACACAUACUACAACCCCGAUUCCAAAAAAAAAUUGGGACAAAGUACAAAUUGUAAAUAAAAACGGAAUGCAAUAAUUUAUAAAUCUCAAAAACUGAUAUUGUAUUCACAAUAGAACAUAGACAACAUAUCAAAUGUUGAAAGUGAGACAUUUUGAAAUUUCAUGCCAAAUAUUGGCUCAUUUGAAAUGUCAUGACAGCAACACAUCUCAAAAAAGUUGGGACAGGGGCAAGAACAGGGAUGAGAAUUUUCCGCCGAUCAGCGGAUUUCCGACUUUUUCAGACCAAAAUGAUCGUUUUUGAGAUCGAUGUAAAUCCGUUGAGAAAUUUUCGGGGGGGAGGGGGGGGUAUGGUUAAUGAUCUGUGGUCACCUUAAAACGUCUUGAUUCUUGGUGGGCUCCGGGUUGACACACUCGAGUCUUUCGACAUGUCGUAAUUAACAUUCACUUUUGCGACAAUGUUUGACUUAUUUGCGGUAGAAUUUUCGGGAAAUCCCAUCACGUGCAGUGUAUAAACACAAGUACACAUGCUCUCCACGCGUGGCUUGCAAUCACCAUUCACCUACCAUACACACUGACGAUACGCAUUUGUAACAUUGGAAAGACACGUAUUCAGGCGGGAUAUUUUAGCAUAUCAACAAUGGCAAAAGUCCUAGAUAAGAAAGAAGAGGAUUGAGCGAGGGAGAUUGAUAAAGGUGCAGGGAUAAAGAACCAUUUUCGAUGGGCUUGGUUAGAAAGAACACUGAAUGUCGAGAUCGACGAGCAGACUGUCACAACGAAGCUGGGCCGUGGCUGUGGCAAUGAUUCAUUAUAUUAUUUAUAAUGUAUAUCGCACGAAUCAAUGCCAUUAUUUAUAUAUUUAUAUAUAAAAUCAAUAUCAAAUACAAGUGUGUAUCUUUUAUAAAUGGGGUUAGCUUAUCUAAUGUAGCAUGUUGGGGAGAAUCAUAGUAUCAUAUCUAUAUUUCUGAUAAAAUUUUAGGUAUGAUACCGUGUAUAACUCUCCUACUUAUUGCUCAUUUCAUAGGGGGACGGGGGGGAUUGCUGGCAUGUGCCGCAUGGGAGCAUCUGCCACAAAUUUUUUAGGCCGAGAUGAACUUGUAGUUUUUUAUUUUAAAAAAAUUUCCAGUAUGUAAUGCCAAUUGUACAUGCCUGUUCUUUAAUUCAGAAUCACCAUCUUGAUCUUCAAAUUGACCAUAUGGUAUAUGUAUUACAUUACACAACAUCUUGUCCAGAUAAAACCUAGUUAGUACACACAACAGUUGAAAGGGAAGUGAUGAGUGAUGUUGAAUGCUGCCUGCUUAAUAUGCAAGACCUCCUGCUACCAUGAUAACAUCAAAAGAAAGCUUAAGAGAAUUAUAUGAUAUAACUUUUUUCUGGUUUGCACUUCAUUUUAAAGGAUUAGAGUAUGUCAACAAAGAACAUAAAUUUCAUAUGAUACUGAUGAUAUCAUUUUAGACAAACUGAAACUUCUGAGGACAAACUACCAGUUACCAGCAUCACUUCAGACUAGUGAUAGUAGCAGUGCAUCUCAUAUACAUCAACCACUGGUGAAAAGCACAGAUGGCCACACUUCCACUGUAAAUCCUCUGAUAUCAGUAGCUGAUCGUGUGAAUAAUGUUCAGGUAUUUUAUUGAUAUAUUGUAAUAUAAUGCUUAUGAAUGUUUGAUAUAAACUUUAAUUUUGUAUAUAAACUGGACAGAAACACGGAAAAGUAUUGUAACCUUAUCACUGUUAUGAAAAGAACUUUAGAGAAAGCAGCCCAGUCUCCAUUUGGUAAGGUAUUUUAUAUAUUUUAAAAAUUAUAUAUUCUUCAUUUACAUUGAUAUCCACAUGUUAAGAAAGACAUGAAUAACAAAAAUGCAGAAAUAUAAUACUGUAGAGCUCUUGUUUAUAUUAAAAGGUGCAUUGAUUUUUUUGAAAUCAUCAAAUGUGAAUUGAUUGAUUAAAAACAAGUCUCUUGUACCAUAUUAAUCAUUUUCACCUGGUAGUCCACCAAGAAAGGGAAUUUAUUUCCAAAUAAAUUGCAACUUUUUGCUGAUAAAAUUAAUGGUUUGGGGGUAAAAAAAAAAAAUAGCCAAAAAUCAUUAGCUCCCAGGGGCUUCGCCCCCUGGGCCCCCACUGGGGCUCUGCCCCUGGGCCCAACUGGGUGCCUGUGGCCCCCAAACCCCUGGCUUUUUUCAGACUUUUUCAAUAUUUUUCAUUCCCAUCCCUGCAAUAAGAGGCUGGAAAAGUUAAUGGUACAAAAAAAGGAACAGCUGGAGGACCAAAUUGCAACUCAUUAGGUCAAUUGGCAAUAGGUCAUUAACAUGACUGGGUAUAAAAAGAGCAUCUUGGAGUGGCAGCAGCUCUCAGAAGUAAAGAUGGGAAGAGGAUCACCAAUCCCCCUAAUUCUGCGCCGACAAAUAAUGGAGCAAUAUCAGAAAGGAGUUCGACAGUGUAAAAUUGCAAAGAGUUUGAACAUAUCAUCUACAGUGCAUAAUAUCAUCAAAAGAUUCAGAGAAUCUGGAAGAAUCUCCAUGCGUAAGGGUCAAGGCCGGAAAACCAUACUGGGUGCCCGUGAUCUUCGGGCCCUUAGAUGGCACUGCAUCACAUACAGGCAUGCUUCUGUAUUGGAAAUCACAAAAUGGGCUCAGGAAUAUUUCCAGAGAACAUUAUCUGUGAACACAAUUCGCCGUGCCAUCCGCCGUUGCCAGCUAGAACUCUAUAGUUCAAAGAAGAAGCCGCAUCUAAACAUGAUCCAGAAGCGCAGACGUCUUCUCUGGGCCAAGGCUCAUUUAAAAUGGACUGUGGCAAAGUGGAAAACUGUUCUGUGGUCAGACGAAUCAAAAUUUGAAGUUCUUUAUGGAAAUCAGGGACGCCGUGUCAUUCGGACUAAAGAGGAGAAGGACGACCCAAGUUGUUAUCAGCGCUCAGUUCAGAAGCCUGCAUCUCUGAUGGUAUGGGGUUGCAUUAGUGCAUGUGGCAUGGGCAGCUUACACAUCUGGAAAGACACCAUCAAUGCUGAAAAGUAUAUCCAGGUUCUAGAGCAACAUACAGUGGUGCUUGAAAGUUUGUGAACCCUUUAGAAUUUUCUAUAUUUCUGCAUAA
Neoarius graeffei (lesser salmon catfish) is the source of this 6286-nucleotide messenger RNA. It is a transcript of the gene pla2g4ab, whose product is annotated as phospholipase A2, group IVAb (cytosolic, calcium-dependent). Gene Ontology annotation, biological process: glycerophospholipid catabolic process. Gene Ontology annotation, cellular component: endoplasmic reticulum; cytosol; nucleus. Bases 338 to 2560 code for a protein of 740 amino acids. The transcript has 18 exons. Lineage: Eukaryota; Metazoa; Chordata; Actinopteri; Siluriformes; Ariidae. Gene Ontology annotation, molecular function: calcium ion binding; calcium-dependent phospholipid binding. The record is from RefSeq and is a predicted model, not a curated record.